Messenger RNA from Fusarium proliferatum ET1, 618 nucleotides. RefSeq lists its product as uncharacterized. The transcript has 2 exons. The record is from RefSeq and is a predicted model, not a curated record. Bases 1 to 618 code for a protein of 205 amino acids. Lineage: Eukaryota; Fungi; Ascomycota; Sordariomycetes; Hypocreales; Nectriaceae.
AUGGAAGCAUACUACCCUUCCCAGCACACUCACCAAUUCCCUCUCAGUCAACCCCCAGACUGCCCUCUUUGCCCCAACACGCCUAAACGCAGCAGAGUUGAUCCUGCGAAGCGCAGCGCUACCGCUGGUCGUCCCUACUACUACUGUCAAGCCGACCACAAGCGUCAGUUCAUCACCUGGGAUGACAUGGUGGGCAUUUCCUCUACCAACCCUCGAUGCCGAUGCGGUCAUCGCAGCCGACGAAACGAAGGCAAUGGACCUGUGCCAAGUGCGUGGUACAAUUGCUCUUCACGAAGAUGUUCCUUCAAUCAGAACAUCGACGACGAUGAGAGCGAUGCAUCUCCUCACUCCAGCCCAUCAAGCUGGAAGGGCAGUACCGCUUCUUACACCACCGCCGGUUCAACAUACAGUGGGCAUGGCAGAAAGAUGUCCGCUGGAGAGGACAAAAACAGCGGACUUCUUGACAAGAUGAAUGCUAUGACUGUCAAGAUUGAGCAGCUCGAGACUAACCUUGCCUCUCAGCCUUCAACCACUGCAAGGCCUUUCGACCACAACUGUUCUCUGCAUGGGUAUGGACGCCGGUCGCUUUUCGGCCGUCGCCGCUGUACCUGUAAAUAG